AUGGCAGGAGACAGUCCAGGAUCUGUUAGAUCGGCGUUCCAGGUGACGCUACAGCAGAGCUUCCAAGAGACCGAAAGAGAAACAGAGCAGGAGUAUUGGGAGGAGGAUAAGGUCGGGAAGAGGCUGCCCACAUCGGUCGGUGGCUAUGACAACCACCACUUCCGGUCCGUCCCUGUUUACGGCCCACCUCAGCACGGCCAGCGCGAAAUUUGUAUCCCAUUGCGGGUGUCCGCCUGCUCUAAGGUGAGCGUUGCAGGGAGGAGGGAGACGAUAUCAAAGAACUCUCUCACUUGGGCCCCAGUUCGGUACUUCCGGAGACCAGAGGGAGGGAAGGAAGCAGGCCCGGGCCGGAGUCGACAGCCUCGCCGAGGCUGCCGAGAUGAGCGUGCCGGCGCGGCCGCCUACUGCGGCAUCACCACUUAGUCUGGGAAGUCGCUGUGCCGCUUCCCCAGAGACCCGGCCGUGCGGCUGCUGCGGGCCCGCUUUGUGUAGGGCUGCCGCACCGACUGGUGAGGCAAUGACCGCUGCGUCGUCUGCCCUGACCACUUCGCCCCUGCCUGUCUUGACGUCUCUUCGGUUAUCCAGAAGAAGCUGCGCUUUUCCUAGCGCCUGAGGCUCGUGGCCGGCCCCGUGCCCACCCUGCACCGGGUGCCCGCCCCAGCACCUAAGGGGGAAGAAGAGGAAGACAUAGAGGGCCACCCGGGAAAGGCUGCCCAGGGUUCAGUCUCCUGUACGCGCCUCUGGGCCGUGAAGAGGGCUGCGGCCUCCCAAAUUACACGUGAAAAUGAAGUUAAACAAACACAAGUCCGUGCUGAUAACAGAACUAAUGCUGUCACUUCAGCACCUACUCACGGUGAAGAAGUCCCCGUGCAUAAAAGAACACAAGUUUCUGUGAAAAGGCCCCCUCACCGCAAUGUAGGUGUUCAGGACAAGCUGAAAGUAUUAGGAAAACAGCUUAAUGCAACUGCGCAGACAGACAAAUUGUGGCCUAGAACCUCCUCUGUCUUUGACAUUUACUCCAGCGAUUCAGAAACAGAGACAGAUUGGGAUGUGGAGAGUGCACAGCGUGAGUUGUCUUACAUAGCUGGACAGGUGAAAGAAGAAAGGUGUUAA
Molecule: messenger RNA, 1113 nt
Organism: Nycticebus coucang (slow loris)
Lineage: Eukaryota; Metazoa; Chordata; Mammalia; Primates; Lorisidae
Gene: THAP10
Product: THAP domain containing 10
Source: RefSeq, a predicted model, not a curated record